AUGAAAGAUAUUCAGCCGAUUCUAUGCAGCGUCAACGUUUUCAAGUAUAAAACGAGACCAUUCUAUGAACGCUUGAGGAAAAGAGUUGCGUGUAAAGGGAAAGGAACCUACUAUGCGAUGAACACCGCGAAAUUAAGCGACAGCGACAAACUCGAUCUUAGCCGGAAAUACUUUUUUAUUGGACUCGCCUUUCUUCCGUUUGUUUGGCUCACAAAUGUCGUUUGCUUUUUUCGAGAUGCCUAUUGCAAACCACCAUCAGAUGCUCGUAAGAAGAUUCGAACCUAUGUCACAUUGUCAGCGAUUGGAUGUAUAGUGUGGCUCAUUAUAAUCGCAGCGUGGGAAACGUUUUAUCAGUGGUUCCGAAGUCAAGGCCUUCUCUGGACGGACCAACUCGCAUUUACGUUUCCAUUGGAUUUUGUCGACUACAAGAAGCGAUCGAUGACUGAGACGAUUUCUUUGGUAAACCUGCAAACGCAAAUCGAACAGGAAGACUGCAACGAUAGUGGCUACUCGGGAUCAUCACUCGCUUCAUUUUCGCAAUUUGAGGGCGAUAUCGAUUUUCGUCUAGCAAAUGAUCGAGCGGUAUUACGCGAUCGUGUCGAUUUGGACCAUUCGAGGAAGACAAUUGUCUUGGAGCGCCAAUCGAUGCAAGAGGAUUUUGGAUUUCGAUUGAAGGAAAUUCGAUCAAAGACAUUUGAAGCGUCGACCCCCGAUGGUCAUGGAUUAGUGCAAGUCGUUCACGCUAUCUUUGCCGACUCACCUGCAGCUCGAGCAGGCCUCCGAAUGGGUGAUGUCAUCGUUGGCGUUAAUGGACGAGAAGUUUUGGGCUACUCAACGUCAGAAAUCUUUCAACUCUUUACUGGACUCUCGCUACGACUCGUGCUUGUGUAUCAGGAUUUGAAACGCAUCCGCGAGCAGGAAACAAAGCGCACAAAUCUUCAGCUUAAAUUGGCGAUGAAAGAACGAGAGUUGCUCGAACUUGAACACGAGGAGAGUGUUCUUUUGGCCGGAAAUGCAGAUCUUUGUACACAGCUGGCUGCUUCUUUCAAGAUGCCGAUUGCUUCAUAUUCAUUACCGUCAUCAGGGGAAUCUCAACGAUCAUUUUGGAAGCUUUCAACGCACUCAAAGCCAUUCCACUUUGACACCUUCAAGUUCAACAGGGAUUGCUUUAAGAAGUUCAGUGCACGGUUGGAUUCUGGUGUGAAGAAAGCAAAGAACCCAAGCAUGGAGGAUGAUAAAGAGGAUGAAAUUGAGAAGUUACAAAUGGCCUUCACACAUGUGAUCAAGUUGAAUCCGGAUGAGGACACAGACGAAACAGCGACAAAAAGGCUCCACUCGCACGCGGAUCAAAUUGCUAGCAAAAUGGAGGACCUAUUCAAUGAUUCACAAAAAGUCGAGAACGCAAGACUUUUCUGCACAUCUUCCUUCCACAUGCAGUCGACUAGAUUGACGUAUUUGAUCAGAAGUCAUCCGACAGCUCUAUGCGCAAUACGAUGUACAUCACAGGGACCGUUGCCCAAUCCACCAAAGGAAGGAUCACUGUCUUACAAAUACGAACGAUACAUCAGCAGAUGGCCGAAGUUUUUGGCACUACACAGAAUGGUAGUGGAUGGCUCUCGUUGGUGCUUUUCUGAUGUGAAGACGUACAUUCGAGUUCGGAGGGAUAUCUCAUCGAAGCGACGGACGUUGGAACAACUUUCGGUCGAAGAGCUUGAAGUUUUAGUUCAGAGUGGAAGGGACAUCCUUAAAAUGAGCUUUCUGCUCACGAUUUUGCAAAUACCUGGGCCUGGCGAUAUCCUCAUUCUGCUCUUGCUGGCCGAGAGAUCCGACAUCUUUGUCUACUCGCUGCUUUUCGAGAGUGAAGGACCCAAACUGGGUGUGGUUGUUACCCUGCUUCCCCUCCCGUUUACCGUUUACGUUAUUGGAGCCGCCGUGAUAUUUUUCCCACGCUUAAUACUGACGCGCCACUUUUGGACCGAUGCACAACGGAUUGAGUUCUUCGCAAAAGAGGUUCAAGCAUCACAGGACAAAGCGGCAUCAUUGAAAGGAGAUUUGAAGACGAGCUCCGUCGAGAAGUUGGCGCUACCGGGUAUCACGGAUUUGGAUACAGAUAAAACGACAUCACUUGCCCGUUUGCAUGGCCUCAUCCCUCUUCCAUUGCCAGGAUUAACAAGACGUCUCAUUUCUCGAUCGAAGGCUCUUCAUCGAUUGGAUCGAGUGCUUUCGCUAAAUGAGUUAACGGAUCGGCAAUUGGUUUUUCAUUGCUACAUUCGUCGAAUCAAUUUCACGGGUUUUUCGACGGAACAGAUGCGAGCAGCUCUACAAACCUGGAUUUUGCUAACUAGUGGUCUUUCCGAAUCGUCGUAUCUCGCUGCCCCACUUCUCUUCAAUAUGGCUAAA
Mesorhabditis belari is the source of this 2400-nucleotide messenger RNA. The record is from the annotation of a GenBank genome assembly. NCBI's taxonomy places the organism in Eukaryota, Metazoa, Nematoda, Chromadorea, Rhabditida, Rhabditidae.